This is a messenger RNA of Dichomitus squalens LYAD-421 SS1, 3695 nucleotides long. RefSeq lists its product as uncharacterized. Lineage: Eukaryota; Fungi; Basidiomycota; Agaricomycetes; Polyporales; Polyporaceae. The transcript has 5 exons. The record is from RefSeq and is a predicted model, not a curated record. Bases 1 to 3648 code for a protein of 1215 amino acids.
AUGAGAAAUACGACUGGGAACCUCCCCCGUCUCGGUCUGCCUCUGCUCCAAAUAUCUCCAUCUGGCGCUGGGUCUAGUCUCUCGAUGGGCUCGUACUAUCGCGAGCAUGUCUCUUACCCCAAUGUCACUGCCGGUCCCUAUCCUCCCGACCUCGCCGCUACCCUCGAGAGUGUCGGCAGCAACAUCACCAAUACUCACCAAGACGAUCCCAAGUACUGUUCCGUCAAAGGAUGUUCCGCCUCGCUCCCUUCCGGUUACCCACACAAGAUGUGCGAGGAGUGUCGGGGGCGGCAUCGCGUAUAUGCCAUGACAAAACGCGCAAAACGCAAAAUGGAGAAGGCUUUGCUCAACGGCUCCGCGCAGCACGGCCAGCCCGUUGCUUGGAUGCCCCCAGACGAGACCGGCCAGCAGGCGCAGGACCAAUCGGGGCAGUCAUCCGAGGCAGCCGCGAGCCCGUCGCGUCAAUACGAGGUCCCGGUGCAAGGCCAGAACCACGAAGGAUACGACUUUUCACAGCAAUGGGACGCUAGCUCGAUUGAUCCUCGUCUCUUCUCUCAUACUCAUACGGCAUCUGAACUCGCUGGGGCACUAACACUCCCUCCGUCUCAUCACCCUGUCAAUAAUGAGCAGUAUUCAAGACACAACCAACCGCCACAGCAAAGACCGCAUCAGCGCUCUGUUACGUCUCCUCCCUCUUCCCCGUCUCCGUCUGACGCACCAGAGAUCCACCCGGUACUUGCUGAAGUGCUGAAGUCUGUACCCGGUCUCAGCUUCACGACGCGUGUAACCUCUGGUCCGACGAUCUCCUCGGGUUCCGCCGAAGGACCGCUCCCUCCGCGAUUCUGCUCCAUCAAGGGCUGCAAGACGCUCAUCGCCGGCAACUCGUUCUUCAAGAUGUGUGAGCCCUGUCGGGAUCGCUAUCGCAACUACGGGACGACCAAGCGCGCCAAGUGGAAACGCGAGAAGGAAGUGGCCGUCGCUGAGCUGAACAAGCUCCGCGCGGAAGAGGACGUACGGCGCGCGGCCGAGGGCCUCCCACCCCUUCCCCCUCCCGACGACGUGGACUGGCAUGAUUACCACCCUGGAGAAGACGACGCAGCGGACCCGACGUUGAGCACCCCUGGAUCUAGCGGAGCCGGCGAAGGGGGCGACAGCGCUGCGCCUGCGGCGGUCCCGCCCCGCAUGUGCACGGUCUCGCAUUGUCGCGAGAUCCUACCGGGAGACUACCAGUUCCUCCGCUGCGAGCGGCACCGCAUCCAGAACCGACACCACAGCAAGCUGAAGCGCGUUCGGGACAAGGAGGUCAAGGCGCAGGUCUAUGACGGCUGGGCCGCAGCGAUCGCCCCUCGCGCGGACAGCUUCGACAGCGUGGAGGACCGUUCUGCUGAGGACGACCCGGCGGCGACGGCGACGGUCGACCCUGAUGAGGUCGCUGCGCAGGAAAUCGCGCUUGCAUUCGGAGAGCUAGACCGGUCUCACGAAGGUGAGGGUAAUCCUGCACCUGAGUUUGCGAACGUCGUGCCGGAGGCCGCUCCUAUGGUCACAAUCGUCCAGGAGACGGGCACUGGGACGCAGAUCGUGGUGGAAGAGCCGGCAGAUGAUACUCCGCUCGGUGAUUCAGCCUCUGGGGUGCCCCCCGCUGCGCGCGGGUUCCGGAGGACGAACCACGUUUGCUCGAUUAAGCAGUGCGCAAAUUUGCUCUCCCCAAGCAACCCAUGGAAGAUGUGCGACCUGUGUCGGUCACGCGACCGCGCCGGACGGCGGCUGAAAGCGCUGCGGGACAGCGGGCUCAUCCCCGCCGAGCUCGCCGCGGGGAAGAUCGUUGAGGUGAAGAUGGAGGUUGAGAGGUUGGAGAGGGAGAAGGGCCCGAGGAAGGAGAAGAGGCCGAAGGCGAAGAAGGCGAAGAAAGGAUCGGAGAGCAACGCUGACGCGGAUGCGCGAGAGAGGGAUUCGGCUGCUCCGCCUGAGCAGCUGCAGCAGCCCGGACCGGGGACGUCGGUCGCGGCGAUACAACAAGAUGGGGACUCUAGCACGUCUGUGUUCAGCGUCCCGGUGCAGAGCCACGAGAAUCUGAUAUUCAUGGAGCCGUUGUUGGGGCCGCUCGCAUCUAACCUCGAGCCGCACCUCGCGCAAGCCAGUGGCAGCGGCACGUCUAACAGUGGAGGUAAUCAGGCGUUGGCGGACUGUCAAGCCCAGGGCGCCGCAACCUCUGCCACCAAUGUGAUUGUUAAUGGACUAUCAGGCUCCGAUGCGUUAGCGGCUGCAACUCUCACUACCACGAAGAAACAGAACAAAGGCAAAGGCAGGGCGACUGCACAAACAACCGAAGACUCGGGCGAGACUGCCACGGUGAAGUCCACCAACGCCGCUCCCACAUCGACUGCAGAGACCUCUCACCAGGGAUCACCCACUUAUCCAUAUUACCCUCCGCCUCCAAAUGGCCAGCAUCCCUACCCAUACUACAUGCCUCCUUACAUGCCGCCAUACAGCGUGCCAGCGUUUCACUAUGGCUACCCGCCUCCUCCAUCGCAAAGCAAAGCAGGGGCAGGAGCGUACUCUCCCCCGCCCGCCUACCAGCCGCCGCCCUACGGUGCUUACCCAUACUCGUACCCAUAUGCCAGCCAUCCCCAUCCGUAUCCUAGCCAGUCCUACCCACCGCUGCCUGGUCAGUCGUAUCCCCCACCGCCUGUCGUACAACCAUAUCCUCCUCCUCCCGCGGGACACUCAUAUCCUCUGGCUACGUCUUAUCCCCCGCACCCCUCAGGGGACCAAUCCCAGUCUCAGCAGCCAUACGCCAGGCAUGCACCGUAUCCUCAACCUGUGCCGCCGUAUCCUUACACGCAUCACUAUUCGGUUGCUGCGGCGCCCCCACAAAACCAACCUCCACCGUCGCAACCGCCCCGGCAGCAGCCUGAGCCGCAACCUCGACCGACGAAUCCUCCUACUCCUGCUCCCGAAGAACCUGGUCCUUCUGGCGCCGCUCCCUCCGCCUCGACUAGGCGACCCCAACCGCCUAGGACUUCGACGAAGGAUAGCUCUACCAGCGGCGCACCCAAUGACAACGACAAUAGCAUCGGCAGUAAUGAGUCGGCGCAAAGGCAAGCGACGUUCAUCGUACGUACGAGCGAGACGUACGGAUCAACGUCCACCAACACGAAUGGUCACAAGCCCAUUCCUGUGUUCAAGCGGCAGCGAGAGGAGGAUUACAGGGAUACGUCCCCGAGCAAACGCUCGGAGCUGGACGCUGGCGGGACAUACUCAAGGUUCCAAAUAGUUAUGGCAAACACAUCGGCUCCUCCAACUCAUCGGACACCGUUCCCUGGCGAAGGCAUGAUGGACACUUCGAGUUUGACUCCACCCCCUGCGUAUGGCUAUGCUCCGCAACCUCCCCUGGCUGCGUCCGAGCAAGCUGUGUUUACUGCUCCUUCUAUUGCUCAAGUUGCUACUGCGGCGGAGAGUCAGAAUCCAGAGAAGGCUCAGUGCAGUAACAAGACCUGCAAGCGCAUCGUGCCCAGCGGAUCGACUGGCUCGUUGUGCGAGCGCUGUCGGGAGCGCCUCAAGAAGAAGCAGGCCAAGGCGAAGCACCGUUUCAAGCUGGAGCCAAAGGCGCUCUUGGGGCGCGACUCCCCUCUUGUAGCUACGGGUUGAGAAGAACCACCGUUGACUUAGGUAGUGUUAAACUAAUAUCCGCCGAC